Messenger RNA from Chrysochloris asiatica (Cape golden mole), 1841 nucleotides. RefSeq names its product PHD finger protein 23 (gene PHF23). Gene Ontology annotation, biological process: negative regulation of autophagosome maturation; negative regulation of autophagosome assembly; positive regulation of protein ubiquitination. NCBI's taxonomy places the organism in Eukaryota, Metazoa, Chordata, Mammalia, Afrosoricida, Chrysochloridae. The coding region runs from base 232 to 1245 and encodes 337 amino acids. The record is from RefSeq and is a predicted model, not a curated record. The transcript has 5 exons.
AGGAGGGAGCAGGCGGCCGGCGGCGCGGGGGGAGGGGUCCGGUCCGGGAGUGCGGGAGGCAGUGGUAGAGGGAGGUGGCGGCAGCGGUAACGGCUAGUGGGCUCGAAUCACAACCAGACUGAGGAAGACAGCUUCGUGGAGCGAGGCAGUAGCAGCACCGAACACCGGAGGCGGCACCGGGAUCCCCGGCUUAGGGGAGGGGGCCCCGGACCCGGAGGAGGGGAGGGGGCGAUGCUGGAAGCCAUGGCGGAACCCAGUCCCGAAGAUCCACCUCCGACCCUUAAGCCUGAGACUCAGCCACCGGAAAAACGGAGGAGAACAAUUGAAGAUUUCAACAAAUUCUGCAGUUUUGUCUUGGCCUAUGCUGGUUACAUUCCUCCUAGCAAAGAGGCCCCUGACAGUGCCACCCUGCUUGAGAAGAUGAAGCUCAAGGACUCUCUCUUUGAUUUGGAUGGCCCCAAAGUGGCCUCUUCCUUGUCCCCCACGUCCCUGACACACACUUCCCGGUCCCCUGCUGCUCUCACCCCAGUGUCCCUUUCCCAGGGGGACCUGACACAGCCUCCUCGAAAGAAGGACCGAAAGAACCGAAAGUUGGGGCCAGGGGGAGGGACUGGGUUUGGGGUGCUUCGGAGGCCUCGGCCAGCCCCUGGUGAUGGGGAAAAGAGAUCUCGAAUCAAAAAGAGCAAAAAACGGAAGUUGAAAAAGGCAGACCGGGGGGAUAGACUCCCGCCUCCUGGGCCUCCCAGAGCACCCCCCAGUGAUACAGACUCUGAAGAAGAGGAGGAGGAAGAGGAAGAAGAGGAGGAGGAAGAUGAGAUGUCAUCAGUGGUAGGGGGUGAAGCCCCAGCCCUUGUGCUCCCAACACCCCCUGAGGCUCCUAGGCCCUCUGCCACAGGGCCCCCUGAAGGAGUGCCUCCCACUGACAGUGAAAGCAAGGAGGUGGGCAGCACCGAAACAAGCCAAGAUGGAGAUGCCAGCUCUAGUGAAGGCGAGAUGCGGGUCAUGGAUGAGGACAUCAUGGUAGAAUCAGGUGAUGACUCAUGGGAUCUGAUCACGUGUUACUGCCGAAAGCCCUUUGCAGGGCGGCCCAUGAUUGAGUGCAGCCUGUGUGGGACAUGGAUUCACCUCUCCUGUGCUAAGAUUAAGAAGACCAAUGUCCCAGACUUCUUUUACUGCCAGAAAUGCAAGGAACUUCGGCCAGAGGCCCGGCGGUUAGGAGGCCCUCCGAAAUCUGGAGAGCCUUGACAGCACCAUCUCCAGACUGGAACUUCAGCUGAUAACACGACUUGGGAACUGAGCCUCAGGGUCCUCAGCCCAUCCCCUGGAGCUUGGGCACUGUCCCACUUCCAAGCAGGAAUUCCUAAGAGAGACUUGCUUGGAAAUGAGUGUCAUGUUGCUGUCCUCCCCUUUCCUCCUUCCUUUCCAAUCUCUGGAUUUGAACAUGGACCCACUCCAUUUGGGGGUGAGAGGCUUGUCUGGGUCCCUAGACACACAAUCCCUGCCCCCUUGGACCUGCCACCCCUCACUUUGUGUGUCAAGGUUGGAAAUGGGAUGGAAUUUUAUAGAGUCUAUGAAACUCUAGUGUAAAUAUAGCACUCCCCUCCCUCAUCGUUUCUUCUCCUCUCUCACUCAUUUAUUUUCUUAUACACCGGUUAUAUUUUUAAUUUUGGACUUCCCCUUUGGGGCAUGGGAGCUCAAAGGCAGAGUACCAGAGUCUGGCUGAGGGAGGAAGGAAAGCAGAAAGGAGACAUUCUCUCUUGUUUUUAAUAAUAAUGGCUAGCUGUUUGUACAGAUGGCCUGUGUGUUGUAAAUAAAGCAGAGUGGGCUCUUUUGUGUUUAUA